CGAUAGAAUUGCCGAAGCCCCCUCCAUUCGCGCCGCCUUCGUCUCCCACCCUUACCCCCGGCGGCGGCGUCGGCAGCUCCUCCUCCGCCACCACUAUCUAGAGAUCCACCGUAACCCAAGAGAUAAGAAGAUCGCAGAUGGCCGAUCCGAGGACGUACGGAGGAGACGACGCCGAUCAUCGCCAGGGUUCGGGCGGGCGGCGGCUUUACAGCCCCUACCACGAAUUGCAGAUCCCCUACCGAACCCUCUACGACCUCCCCACCUCGCCGGAGUUCCUCUUCCAGGAGGAGUCCGUCGCCCAGCGCCGCUCCUGGGGCGAGAACCUCACCUACUACACCGGCAUCGGGUACCUCACCGGUGCCGCUGCUGGCGCUUCGCUCGGCCUGCGCUGCUCUCUCCGCUCCGCUGAGCCUGGGGACACCGUCAAGAUCCGGCUCAACCGCAUCCUUAACUCUUGCGGCCAGGAUGGCCGCCGGAUCGGCAACCGCGUCGGCGUCAUCGGCCUCUUGUACGCCGGGCUUGAGAGCGGGAUGGUUGCCGCGAGGGAUACCGACGACUGGGUCAACAGCGUCGUCGCCGGGCUCGGUACCGGGGCCGUAUUCAAGGCCGCCAACGGGCCGCGGUCGGCGGCCGUCGCUGGCGCCAUCGGCGGGCUCAUGGUUGGAGCUGCUGUAGCGGGGAAGCAGGUCUUGAGGAGAUACGUGCCCAUCUAGGGAAUUCUAGGUAUAUUUUUCAUAUGUAGGUGGUGGAAGCAUUGUCCUGAAAAAUGCAUAGAAUUUUUCUUUUCACUGUUACUUGUUUCGGAGUUUGGAGGUAAUCAGAGUGACAUUGUUCUUUGUUUAUGUAAAAUAUUAUGAAGAACAAUCAUAUCUUUUGCUAAACUGGAAAUUUUAUUGUUGUCCUUCAACAUUAAUUAGUUCAGAGACACAAAGCACCACCAUGCCAUCUUGGCAUCAUUUUUUCAGUUUUACUUUAACAUUGUAUUGACAUAUCUUAUCAUGGAAUUGUCACCGGCAAAACAUAAUUCCUUUUAUAGAUUCCCUCACAUCUAAGCCCACCUUGAGGCACAUUAGAAACUUCUCAUGACUUCCAAGGAUUUUUUUCUAACAUUUGUAGCUAAGUUACAUUUUUUUGGCAUGUAACUUUUUCAUGUUCCAAUUCGUAUGCUAGUCUUUACUCUUUCGUCUUUUGAUUUUCUUCUUGCUCAUGCAUUAAAUCCUACAUCAUUUACUUUUUUUGGCAAUUUUGAGACAGUACCAGGAAAUGACAUGAAUUACUAUAUUUCAGUUAUUGCAAUAAUAUGAUGGACUAUUCAAAAAGAAAUGGUAAUAAAAAUAUAUCUUUGCGCAUAGGGUAAAAUGAAUUUGACCAAAGUGGAUAAUCACAAAAAUUAGUCAGAUGUUAAUAAUUUCUUGUUUUACAGUCUUUUAUGAUACACUUCUUUGGCUCAUAGGAUUUUAAUAGCUAUGUUGAGUAAUUAACCGUGGUAUCUACUUCGUCUAAGAUUUUAAUUGCUAUGCUGACACCUAAUUUUCAUUUUAAAACACGGUUGGUUUGUGCCAUGAAGAGAAUGUAUUGACCUUUAAUCUUAUGCAUUAGAUAAAUGUAUGAGUAAGACACUGAGAGAGAAGAAACCAGCUAUUGUUGCAAGAUUACCAACUAUAAUUUAGAUGACAUCUUCACCAGAUUAAGCACUGACAUGAUGAAAUAUAAUUUAGGGAUGAUUCAACUUCACAAUCUGGAAAUGUGGUCUACUAAUUUGGGUCAGUCAUAUCAAGGGGAUGGAGGAAAAUAAUUCUUACACUAACUAGUUGAUGCCAUUAGCAAUUUAGAAGAAAAUGGAAUAUAAACAACUUGCUGUUUAUAUUCAGCUGAUGAUGUUUUCAGAAUGGCUAAAUCUUUCGAGGGAGUAUUCUUUGGCACAUUAGAGGUUAUAAAAUUCAGGUUUUCAGCUUGAUUUUGGAUGACUGGUCUUUUUGUCAACUUAAUUAAACCUCCACUUUAUCCUACCGGAUGAGAAUGCUUUCUGAUUUAAAUCAGACUUAUGUGUUCCACUAUAAACUUUGUAAUUUUUCUCUCGUUUGUU
Musa acuminata AAA Group (dessert banana) is the source of this 2086-nucleotide messenger RNA. Its product is annotated as mitochondrial import inner membrane translocase subunit TIM23-1. Gene Ontology annotation, biological process: protein import into mitochondrial matrix. Bases 138 to 713 code for a protein of 191 amino acids. Gene Ontology annotation, cellular component: mitochondrial inner membrane; TIM23 mitochondrial import inner membrane translocase complex. The transcript is spliced from 2 exons. NCBI's taxonomy places the organism in Eukaryota, Viridiplantae, Streptophyta, Magnoliopsida, Zingiberales, Musaceae. Gene Ontology annotation, molecular function: transmembrane protein transporter activity. The record is from RefSeq and is a predicted model, not a curated record.